Guyanagaster necrorhizus is the source of this 174-nucleotide messenger RNA. RefSeq lists its product as uncharacterized. The transcript has 2 exons. Lineage: Eukaryota; Fungi; Basidiomycota; Agaricomycetes; Agaricales; Physalacriaceae. The coding region runs from base 1 to 174 and encodes 57 amino acids. The record is from RefSeq and is a predicted model, not a curated record.
AUGCUUCUAUUAUUGUCAGUGUAUGCCCAGUGUGCCGCUGGUGUGCACGACCCAACAACGAAGUUUGGGAUCUGUGGUAUCAUAACAGCUGUAGUCUGUUUUCCCAUUGGCCUAAUAUGUUUAUUCGUUGAUACUGAGCAGAAAUGCAGCAGAUGCGGCAUUAAACUACGCUAG